GGACUUCAAUGUUUUGAAUCACCUUUAAAUGGAGCACAAAGAUGAUGAUGAUGAUGAUGUAUCUUUUGCCAAAUGGAUGAGCAGCUUCUGGGGUCACAGCUGGAGAGAGGAGGAUGAGAGAGGACCCCGGGAACACCACCGACCACAAGACGCCAGUUACAGGAAAACCUCCCUGCCCUGCCCAUUUCCUAUGCUUCCCAGAAUGACAUCAUGUGACCACCAACCUCGAAGGCAUUCUCAUGAGGAUCAGGAAUUCCGAAACUGUGCUCACAUGCGAUAUUACAGGAAAUGCUCAGUGGAUGGGUCACUCAAGGAGUCACUGGAAUCAAAAGGGAGCUCUCAUUCCAAAAUUCAGGAGUUUUCAGAGUCCUUUGAACAGCAACUGUGCUUUAAAACCAAACACUCUGUCUCUCUGGGACCUGAGAGCAGAAAGGAAAGAAAUGAGAGAGAAUGUCUGAGGAUGGAGAUAAGAUCCCGCAAGAAGGUGGAAGAAGGAAGGAGCUCAGCCAAGGAAGAACCCCGAGAGGUAUCCAUGGCCUCUCUGGUUGAAAAAGGGCCGGAGUAGUUCUUUAUUUUUAUGUUGUGAUGACGGGCGCCACUGGUUGUUUUGGGCCCAGUUCACCAUUCCAGGAGGGCAGGAUGGCAGCUGCAAAAGGGCAUCCCAGAUGCUGAGUGACAGAGGUGGGCGGUUGGAAUGGGGCUCCUCAAGACGACUUGCGUCACCCUCCAACUGCUUCUGGCAUCUUGCUGGAGUGUAAUCUGCUUUCUUGCCUUUUCAUGGGAAUAAAAGGUAUUUUAAUAGAGUAAA
Marmota flaviventris (yellow-bellied marmot) is the source of this 808-nucleotide messenger RNA. It is a transcript of the gene Lnp1, whose product is annotated as leukemia NUP98 fusion partner 1. The record is from RefSeq and is a predicted model, not a curated record. Lineage: Eukaryota; Metazoa; Chordata; Mammalia; Rodentia; Sciuridae.